Marchantia polymorpha subsp. ruderalis is the source of this 576-nucleotide messenger RNA. NCBI's taxonomy places the organism in Eukaryota, Viridiplantae, Streptophyta, Marchantiopsida, Marchantiales, Marchantiaceae. The record is from the annotation of a GenBank genome assembly.
AUGGAUUUUCAACGAGCCGGUGGAUGCCGUGAAACUCGGACUCCACAAUUACCAUCAGGUUAUGAAGAGACCUAUGAAUCUUGUAGUUACAAGAUUAUCAAGAAGAAAGUGAAUCGGGAAGAGUACACUUCUCCUUUGGAUUUUGCUCAAGACGUUCGUUUCAUCUUUUCUAACGCCAUGACUUACAAUCCACAAGGACAUUUUGUUUUUGCAAUGGCCGAGCAGCUGAGAGACAUAUUUGAAGAGAAGUGGAAGGUUGUAUCGAAGAAGAUUGAGGAGAAUGAGCACAAGUCAAGAGUGCGAUCUUGCCAAGAUCUCUUGACGCUGAAGCCGCAUGUUGAAGAACCUGUGCAUUUGGAGGAACUAAAAGACAAGAAGUUUUAUGAGAAGGUGGUUGACGUUCAAGCAGUGGCAAAGAUGCGUAUUACCAAACGACGGUUGACUGCUUUGUUGGCCGGAAGAAGCACAAGGGGCGAACGUCAAAAAACUAUGAAAGACUUGACAAGUAUUUUAUCGAAUCUGCCGAGAAAUCUACAUAGGAACGGCGGAGCAAGAGUUUUGGGAGAGACCGAUUAA